Phragmites australis (common reed) is the source of this 1834-nucleotide messenger RNA. Its product is annotated as serine/threonine-protein kinase UCNL-like. Gene Ontology annotation, cellular component: nucleus; cytoplasm; plasma membrane. Gene Ontology annotation, molecular function: ATP binding; protein serine/threonine kinase activity. Gene Ontology annotation, biological process: protein phosphorylation. NCBI's taxonomy places the organism in Eukaryota, Viridiplantae, Streptophyta, Magnoliopsida, Poales, Poaceae. Bases 112 to 1395 code for a protein of 427 amino acids. The record is from RefSeq and is a predicted model, not a curated record. The transcript has a single exon.
UCCUUGCGCGGUUGCUCCCGCUCCCUAUUCUUAGCGCCCCUGCCCGUUCCACCGCGUACCGGCGCGCGCGGCGUACAACAUCCGCGGCUGCCCCACUCGUGCCGACCGCCCAUGGACAUCGACCUCGACCGGGCGCGCGCGCUGCGCGUCCUCGGCCGCGGCGCCAUGGGCACCGUGUUCCUCGUCGCGGACCACUCCUCGGCCUCGCUGCCCGGCCGCUACGCCCUCAAGGUCUUCGACAAGCGCUCCCCCAAGCCCGACGCCGACCGACGCGCGCGGUGGGAGGUGUCCGUGCUCUCCCGCCUAGCGCACCCGCACCUCCCGUCCCUCCUCGGUUGCGCCGAGACGGACGACCUCCUCGCCUGGGCCGUCCCCUACUGCCCCGGCGGCGACCUCAACGAGCUCCGCUACACGCUCCCCGACCGCGUCUUCUCCCCCGCCGCCAUACGCUUCUACAUUGCCGAGACCGUCUCCGCGCUCGCCGAGCUCCACGCUGCUGGCUUCGUGUACCGCGACCUCAAGCCCGAGAACGUGCUCCUCCGCGCAGACGGCCACGUCACACUCACCGACUUUGACCUCUCCCGCAUCCUCCCUCCCAGGACCGCGGCGGCGUCCACGUCGCCGUCGCCGCCUCCGCCACCCGUGUUCCGCUGCCACAACCGCCGGACGCGCGUCUCCGCGCGGAGCGACUCCGUUGUCGGCCAGGCUAAGUCCAAGCCGCCUGAGCCCUGGUCCGCGGCCGCGUCGCCGAGGCAGCAUCUCCAGAACCUUGUCCGGUUCGUGAUGGGAAGCGACGGGGCUGGGUUGGCCAAGAAGGCCAAGUCGGCGCGGGUGUCGCCGGUGAGCCGAAAACCCGCGAGCUUCGUCUGCUCGGGCGUGGCCAGUGCGUGGGGCAAGUCGUACUCCUUCGUCGGCACAGAGGAGUACGUGGCGCCGGAGAUGGUGCGCGGCGAGGGACACGGGUUCGCCGUAGACUGGUGGGCCAUGGGCGUGCUCGUGUACGAGAUGGUGUACGGCAGGACGCCGUUCAAGGGACAGAACCGGAAGGAGACGUUCCGGAACGUGCUGCAGAAGGAGGUCGAGUUCCCGGGUGACAGCCGGCGACGGAUGCCGGAGCUCACCGACCUCAUUUCGCGGCUUCUGGAGCGGGAGCCGAGAAGGAGGCUCGGGUACGCCGGCGGCGCCUACGAGAUCCGGUCCCACCAGUUCUUCGCCGGUGUUGCGUGGGACAUGCUGACGGAGGUGUCCCGGCCACCCUACAUCCCGCCACCGGCGGACGACGAAGGCGUGGCCGGAGAGGGGUUCGAUGUGAGAGAUCACUUCAAGAAGCUUCACCAGCCCCUGCCGCCGGAAGCGGAGACGAAGAGUUCGCCGGAGUUCUUGACAGAGUUCUGACCCUGGCGGCUUUUCCUGUCGCAAGUUUUGGUUGUUUCUCGGGACCUCGGCAGAUUACUAUAUUCUAACUAAGGGAUCGAGAGUGCAUGUACAUACAUGGAGAGGGGGAUGAUGCUGUAAAUCCGACGUAGGGUUGGUGGAGUUCUGCAAAUGUUUGGGAGGGCAGGCGCAUCUGUGCACGCUGUGCCCGAGGCAUUUCUUCGUGUAUUUUUUCGCUUGGCUUGGAAGCGAGAAGCAAUUACCGAAGAAAAGGUAACGUGACUUGGAGCGCUCAAAAUUGUGCUAUGCUCUGAUCAUCAUAAGCCAUAACGCAAUGUUCAGUGGAGGUAACCUCUCGUCAUUUUUGGAUUCUUAUUUAGGCGAAAAAACAUUUUUUUUCCUGCGAGGGAGAAAAUAGUUAGUUGGUACAAGACCAAAGACAAAACAACUCACAUUUUGA